This is a messenger RNA of Babesia microti strain RI, 1389 nucleotides long. RefSeq names its product origin recognition complex subunit 5 (ORC5). The coding region runs from base 1 to 1389 and encodes 462 amino acids. NCBI's taxonomy places the organism in Eukaryota, Apicomplexa, Aconoidasida, Piroplasmida, Babesiidae. The record is from RefSeq and is a predicted model, not a curated record. The transcript has 9 exons.
AUGUCGAAUAUUGUAGAAUUAAGCGACUUGAACACGCUUAUUGAAAAGACCGGACGAAAUCUUCCAUAUAUCCAAUUAAUAAGGCCAAAUGGCAUUGCUAAAGUGGUCAAUCGGUUGUUACUAAAAAUUACACCUUGCUCAUUGUUGGACUGUAGGCCUUUUGGCGUCAAUUGCAAAAGCCUAAUUCUUAGAACAUGUUCAUUCAAUAGAUUUGUCAAGACAUCCAUUGAUUCCAUAUUACUUACAUUGACUAGUGACCAUGCUAGACGCAGGAUUAAGGAGUUGUCAUAUACUGAAAUAUAUAAUCCUCAGGAUUUCAUCAAUUUCAUUAGAACAAUCCUCAAGAUAACAGAUAACGGAAACAAAAAUAGUACUACGUUUACAUUGGUAAUAAAUGACCCAUUGGAGCUGGUGCAGACUAUGCCUCUAUUUCUCUACACACUGCUAACGUUAAAUUACGAAAUACACGGUAGCAAUAGACAAUUACGAGUUAUAUUUUCCACAUGUGGACCUAUUCCUUUGGAAUCUGGUCCAUGUGAAUCCCUAUUCACAUACCAAAUACCACUUACACUCGAAUUAUCUACCGCUAUUAUAAAGUCUCUAGAUCAAUCCAGUAAUUGGCACAGAGUGGUGGAUUAUGUGGUCCAAUUAAGCUACAAAUGGCUGUCCAACGACUUUGACUAUAUUUUACUCACUUGCCAAUCUUUGUACAAAUUGUUUAAUUAUUUUAUCGCAUCGGAUACUCGUUCUUCCAUUGAUAGUUCGUUACGGUUACUAGACCCAUACAUUAAAUGUGCAAUAACUUCAUAUGGAAGCAGAAUUGUCCAACACAAUAUUGAAAACUCAGCUUUUAUUGGUGCAAAUAUUUGCACUAAUUUAAAAUCAACCACUCGAGUUAAAUGGCUACUAUUAGGGGCUGCAUUAGCGUCAAUUGCCACAAAAAGAACAUGGAAGAUUAUAGGCAAGAGAGAUGCUGCCACUAAGCGUAGGAAGAACUCGAAGAUUAACGAGUUCGACCUAUGCAAUGGUCGCCCAUUUGAAUUUGCCCAGUGGUUAGCUCUAACCCAGGGUCUAAUUUUCUACUGCCGAUCAUUAAUUUGUGAUAUAAAUCCAGAUGUUUUAAAACAGUCCAAUUGGAUUAUUAACCAUGGGCUAGUUACACCAGUUGAGGAAGGGGGGAUUAUUGGUUUGUACGGAUUACACUGGUGCAAUCAGUGUGGAAUAGAUUCACUAAACGAUCAAGACUAUAGAUCCUGGAUGAUCGGACAGAAGGGAAGCAAAAGACAUGAUUGGAUAGGGCCACAAGCCAUGUUGGCGUUAAGAGUGCCAGAUUAUGUGAUAAAUGGAAUUUGCGGAGAACUUAGCGUACAUCUGGACGAGUUUAUUUAA